Messenger RNA from Suncus etruscus (white-toothed pygmy shrew), 929 nucleotides. RefSeq names its product peptidylprolyl isomerase H (gene PPIH). The record is from RefSeq and is a predicted model, not a curated record. Gene Ontology annotation, molecular function: peptidyl-prolyl cis-trans isomerase activity. Lineage: Eukaryota; Metazoa; Chordata; Mammalia; Eulipotyphla; Soricidae. Gene Ontology annotation, cellular component: intracellular membrane-bounded organelle. Bases 32 to 565 code for a protein of 177 amino acids. Gene Ontology annotation, biological process: protein folding; protein peptidyl-prolyl isomerization. The transcript has 10 exons.
AUGGCCAGCUUUUUGCUUCCGGGUCGGAGCCAUGGCGGUGGCAAAUUCAAGCCCUGUCAACCCCGUGGUGUUCUUCGAUGUCAGCAUAGGCGGCCAGGAGGUUGGCCGCAUGAAGAUCGAGCUCUUUGCAGACGUUGUGCCUAAGACGGCAGAAAAUUUUCGGCAGUUCUGCACUGGAGAAUUCAGAAAAGAUGGGGUUCCUAUUGGAUACAAAGGGAGCACCUUCCACAGGGUCAUAAAGGAUUUCAUGAUUCAGGGAGGAGAUUUUGUUAAUGGUGAUGGGACUGGAGUUGCCAGUAUUUACCGUGGACCAUUUGCAGAUGAAAAUUUUAAACUUAGACACUCCGCCCCAGGCCUGCUUUCUAUGGCAAACAGUGGGCCCAGUACAAACGGCUGCCAGUUCUUCAUUACCUGCUCGAAGUGUGAUUGGCUGGAUGGGAAGCAUGUAGUGUUUGGAAAAAUCAUUGAUGGACUUCUAGUGAUGCGAAAGAUCGAGAAUGUUCCCACGGGCCCUAAUAAUAAGCCCAAGCUGCCUGUGGUAAUCUCACAGUGUGGGGAGAUGUAGUCCCAGAGCAUGAGACAUGAGCGACAUAGUACAUCUCUCAGCUUUGAAGAACUAAGUCGAUCCUAAAGCAAGAAUCAGACCUAUUCUGCUUUUGGGAAAAGAGGAUGGGAAAUAUAUUGGAGAACAUGACCUCUUGCGAAAUGUCACCACCUUCCUGUUCCUCUGAGCUGCUUCCCUUUCUACACCACCGACCUCCACACCUCUGCCCUUCUAUGCCUUGUUCUGGAGAAAAAUAACCAGGAAUGGCCCAUUUGCUUCCUUGCCUACUGCUACCCUCUUUGGUCAAGAGACCUCGGAAGUAUCACAGAUUCAGGACCCAGGAUUUUUACGUUUUCAACUGUAAAUAAAGUUUUAUUUUGUUUUG